GUCCGCCGUCACACAUGGCGACGGCGACCAUGGGGGUUGCCGAUGGCUGCCGCUGGCGAAUUUCUCACCUUCCGGACGUCUCGGAGCGGCCUGGGACGUUCGCCUAGGAUCCACGAUGGAGCUACGGCUACACAGCCCGGCCGGAGCCGAUGCGGCCGUCUACCACUGGCCGCUCUCGACCUCGGACAAGCACGAUGGAGCCAUCGAGAUCGUCGAGACGAUUCGGUGGGUGUGCGAGGAUUUUCCGGAGCUGAAGCUGGCGAUGGAAAACCACAUCCUGCACGACUACGAUACCAAAAGCUACGAGAGCAUGAAGACCCUGUGUGACAAGUACAACCGGGCUAUCGACAGCGUCUUGCAACUCUGGAAGGGCACCUCCCGGCCCGCCCGCCUGCACACGAGGCCUUCGCCCGCGCUGCUGCGCCACAUCCUGCAGCAGGUGUACAACACGGCCAUCACGGACCCGGAGAGACUCAACUCCUACGAGCCCUUCUCUCCCGAGGUGUACGGAGAGACGUCUUUUGAGUUUGUGGCGCAGAUGAUCAACGAGCUGGAAUUCACCACGGAAGACAUCUUCAUCGACCUGGGCAGCGGUGUGGGUCAAGUGGUCCUGCAGGUGGCGUCGGCCACACCGUGCAAGAUGUGCAUCGGCAUCGAGAAGUCGGACGUGCCGUCGAAAUAUGCCGAGUCAAUGGACACCAACUUCCAGUUUUGGAUGCGGUGGUACGGCAAGACCCACGGUGACUAUCGGCUCAUCAAGGGCGACUUCCUGCACGAUGCACACCGAGAUUUGGUGAUGAGCUCCUCGAUCAUCUUCGUCAACAACUUUGCGUUUGGACCCCGGGUCGAUCACAUGCUGAAAGAGAGGUUUGCCGAGCUGAAGGACGGCUCUCGGAUUGUUUCCUCCAAGGCGUUCUGUCCGCUCAACUUCCGCAUCACCGACAGAAACUUGAGUGAUAUCGGCACAAUCAUGCACGUCAAGGAGAUCCAGCCCUUGAAAGGGUCUGUCUCGUGGACUGGCAAGCCAGUCUCCUACUACAUGCAUCUCAUCGACAGGGCAAAGCUUGAGCAGUAUUUUCAGCGACUCAAGAAUCCUAAGCUGAGGGAGGACGACGCAUCGAGCAACUCGUCGCGCAGCCGGCGGGGCAACGGGGCUGGCAGCAACGGCCAGCGAUCGGCCAACGGGAGCUGCUGCAACGGCAGCCUGAGCCAGGACUCGUCAUCCAACGACUCGCGCAGCGAGGACUGCCUGGUGCUGGGCCCCACCACGCGGCGCGCCUGGUCUGACUGGUGCAACAACAAGGGCCCCUCGCCCGGCAAACCCCCAGGCUCCGCGGGGCUCAGCAGCGGCCACGAGAGCAAUGACGAGAACGAGCCGGUGAAACGGCGGCCCAAGGCACCGCGGAGGACGCCUCGGCGGCAGAAGCAGCGCUCGCUGGACACGGGGGUGGUCUCGGGGCUCCAGCCGGGGGCAGAGCCCCUCCGCAAGGGUCCCGGGCGCCCCAAGAAGUCCCCCCAGCGAGGAGGGGCCAGCGCCGCCAGUGCCCGCAAGGCAAACAAGCGGCCCCUCAAGUUCAACGGGCUGGACCUGCUGCACGCACAGACGGUGCUGAGCACCUCCAGUGCCGCGGCAGCCAUGCACACAGAGCCCGCGCCCGGCUGCGUGGACCAGAAACUGGGCGGCCUGGCCACGGAAGAGGGCUCGCUCUCUGGCGAGCCAUCGUCGGGCUUCCUCGAGGUGACCAUCAAGACGGAGCCACACUUGGAGUCGGGGGCGGAGCAUGAGACCCCACCCCCUCCCGCCCCGGCCCCGCCCCCUCGUCCCCUGACCCCCCUGGCGGAGCCCCCCGAGCUGAAGCUGAUGCUGAACGAGUUCCGCAACCAGUACAUGGCCAUGCUGAACCAGAUGCGGACGGAGCAGUACAGCCAGGAGGUCCGGGAGCACAUCGCCAGGGAGAGGGAGCGCAACGACCGGCUGGUGGCCAAGGCGGCGCAGCUGGAGCGCCAGAUCAAGCUGCUGAUCGACGACAGCGUGGUACUGCUCAAGGCGCGCAUGAGCGAGCUGGGUGUGGUGAGCCACACGCCGGCCGACCUCAUCACCAAGGCGAAGGAGAUUGUGCUGCGCCACAAGGAGCUGCAGGCCAAGGCAGCCACCCUGGAGCGCGAGGUGGUUCACCUCGAGGAGCAACAGGAGGAGCUGCUGGCUCGACAGACUCCCAAGGGCGCCGCCCCCGUGACCCCCGGCGACCUUGUCAACGGAUUCGUCGAGGACGUGUCCCAGCUCUCGCAUGACCACAUCCUGCGCGAGAUCACCAGCACGCUGUCUCAGCGGCGCAAGCUCCACUCCAAGGUGCAGAAGCUGGAGGGAGAGGUCCAUGCCCUGGAGCGGACCCUCGUGUCACCCCCCCACCGCCGACCCCCUACGCUGGCUCCCCCGUACACGGCACCGUUGACUCUGUCGUCCCCUCCGGAGGAGGCUGAGCCUUUCCCGAGUCCCGCCCCCGAACCCGCCCCACCCACGGAAGAGUCCGCACCCCUCCCUUCGGUGGCGAGGCUGCCGACUCCUCCCCCCCCGAAGCUCGGAGCGCAGGCGCAGCCCGGCACGGGCCACACGUGCAACUGCUGGUUGAAGAGUCAGCAGACGACGCCGUCUGUCGCAGAGGUUGAGAAGGUGACGCGGAACGCACCUCCACAAGACGGGGACGUCCCGGACUGCGCCGAGCAGGCAGACAAAUCCACGGAGAAAGGUCCGGUCGCUCCGGCCGCCCCCGCGAUCGGCGACAUCGACGCGAGCUGCUUCUCGAUGGUCUACUCUCCAAUAAGCCCGGGGCGAACUCAGGCGUGCAGCGAAGCGGCGGCGGCGGCAGUGACGACGCCGCUGUCCCCCCGAGCUUCCGCAGCACUCCGCGAGGAUCAGGCAUUGUCCUUUCCGAAGGCUGACUCUCCGUCCGCCACACCAGAGCCAGUGCCCGCGGAGUCUCCACCCGCCGCUCCACCGGAAGAGAAGUUGCCACCUCCGAGCGUGUCGAGAAGAAAGAGCUCGUCGCCGCGCAAGAGUUCACCCCAGCGGAAGAGCUCGCCGUCGCGCAAGGGUUCGCCGUCCAAGUCAAAGCACAGGAAGUCGCCCAAGAAGCGGGACCAGUCCCUGCCCCCCCCUCCCCCCCCUCCCCCGCCACCUCCCCCGCCGCCGCCUCCACCGCCUCCGCCACCGCCGAAGAAGAAAACGGAGCCCGACGAAGGCCCCGCCCCCCCCAAGCCCUCCAACGGACUCAUCCUGAAUCUGGGCAGCCUGCUGGCGUCGCGGAACGGCUACAGCCCCAAGCGGGACGAGAGGUCGUCACGGAGAACCAAACGGAAGCACUCUCCGCACAAGCGGGUGGUGACGGAGGGGGCGCUGGCUGUGACGGAGAUGAAGGACAACAUGCGGCUGGGCACGGGGGACAAGACGGUCUGCAUCCGCAUGAAGUCGGAGACUGGGGCGCACGUCGAAGAAAAGUUCACCAUCAAAGCAGAAACCUUGGCCCGCAAGCCGGAUGGCUCGCACGGCCGUCACCACUGGCAGGCGAGGGUCAGCAGCGGCUUCGAGAAGCUUGUGGCCCUGGCGUCCUCCGGCCAGACGGAAUCGCCAAAGAAGGACGUUGCCGCGCCUGCCGCGGCCACGGCGGCGGCCGCAUCGUCCUCGUCGUCUUCGUCGUCGUCCUCGUCGGACCACUGCGAAGCCCCGCCCCAGCAGAAGAAGUGGGUGGUGGAUAGGGUUCAUCGGAAGGACCGCGGAGGAGAGAGCGGGACGCAGCUGGAGAGCCUCUCGAUCAAGAUCAAGGCGGUGAACGCGGGCACGCCGUCGCCGCAGCCGAGCCGCAAGCGCCACCGGAGCCCCAACGCCUCGUCUUCCGCCAAGAAGGGGGCGGGCCGCUCCCCGCUCCCCAGGAGGCGGGGCCCGCGCACUCCGCCGGACACGCCGCCCCGCACUCCAUCUGCCUCCCCGGAACGCCUGCCGGCCGCCCCCCUUUCUGCGGCACGGAGGAGGGGCCUCGCAGCCAAGGCGGAAGAGCACAGCCCCGUGAGCAGCGCGGGGAGUCCCUCGAGCAGCCAGUCGGGGAGUCCGACGAGCGCGCCAGAGGAGGUGGCGACGCCGCGAGGAGCCGGCGACGAGGUGCGCCCGCCCGCGGACAACACCGUGUACAACAAGCUCGGGCUGGGCACGCGGGACAUCUCGAUGAAGCCGUCGGCGGAGAGCCUGCCGGUGCUGCAGCACGGCAUGGCCCUGCCCCCGACCCCCGGAGCAGCCAUCAAGACCGACAAGGAAGGCGCGUGGGACUGGAGUAAAGAGGCUAUCGCCACUCUGUCCAGUCCCGUGCUCACAAGCACCACGGAACCCGGCACCCCCUCCUAUGCUGCAAUGUCGUACGCUCAGACUCAACUGGACCCGUCGACCCUCCACCCGUCGAAAGCAGUCGCAGCGUCCCCCGUCUCGACCAUGCUCGCCGCCGCCUCGCCGCUGGCCCCACCCAUGCCCCCGCCCCUGACCCCGCAGCAGAUCGCGUCCCAGCCCCCUCCCCCGCCCCCCCGCCACUCGGUACCCCUCGUGGCCAACUUCUCGGUCCCCCCUCCGAGCUUCAGCAUGCCGCCACCCUCGCCCGUCUUCAACCCAUCGCAGCUGCUCCUGCCGGACAUCUCGGUGCCGCCUCCGUCGCUCGUCCCCACCCCUCCGCCGCUGGCCCCGCCCCCCCGCAACUUCACAGUGCCCCCGCCCAGCCUCCAGGCCCCGCCCAUGAUGCCAAGCUUGUGUCACCCACCCCCGCAUAGGGGGGCCGGGUCGGUGUCCAAGGCCCCGCCCCCUCCCCCGCUGGCCCCCCCUCCCCCUUACGUCGGGUCGCCCUAUUCGUCGCCCAUCGAGUCGUCGGGUGCCCAGCGGAUGCCCCAUUUUGGCUCCACCCAUCCGCCGGGUCUGGCAGGCCCCCACAAGAUGUCCCGUCCCGUCCAUGCCCAACACUUCCUGACUUGACGGCGGCCAAGCCGGAGUUCGUCUCGCAAGCGGAAACAUCGUGACUCUCAUCACCGUCACCACCGCCACCACCACCAUCACCACCAUGCUGCCGCACCCCCUGGAGGAGAGUCCGGGCAGCAGCAGGAACAGGAGCUCGCCGACCCUUAGCCCAAACUCUGCGAGCAAUGCACGCAGAGACACACCCGAUCAUUAGUUGAGAUGCCCUUUUUUUUUUUGCUUCAGACACAAAAACUAGUUGCAUUGCAAGUGAGAUUGGAGCUGGCUCGAGACAGUACAUCACAACAGGGACAACUAUGGUGUCUGCAUUGCGUCACCAUGCCCCAUCUAUCUAUCCUCCGGCACGCAGCAUGAUGGAGGUGGCUAAGGGGAGCUCCUUGCAUCCGAGAGUCUUCGUACCGAGUGGACGCUUGAAGAGUGGGGACAACUUUCACAGGUACAAGCGUUCACUCGGUCUUCGCCGCGCUGUGGUCUUGCGGGUGACUCUGGGAGGUCUGAGCAUGGUUCUGACAUAAGUUAAAGUCAUUUACGUUGCAUGGUCUGUACGCUCGUGGACCGAAUUUUGCGGUGCGGCGUGGCGCAGAGUGCGUUUCACGUGUUUCAUGUCGACAGAGUGCGCCUCUCGGCGGUGAGAGAAGCCCCGAUUUCCACAGCUGGCUUGCGGUUUCCGAAAGGGCACGGACGUUUCGUUCUUCGGCGGGCCUACGUCAAGUUUUUCGCUCGUGUAAGUUAUUGCUUUUCGACUGGUUUAUCGACGCGGUCGAGCGCUGCCAGUACGCUCCACGCGUCAGUGCUGUCCCCGUUUGCCGACAUUCUAUUAGUCCCCGUCUUGUGUUGUAGGGUUUGCUUGUUUCCUCGCGUAUAAGACCUUCCCAAUUGCGCGACGCGCGAGGCAUGCAGGCUUCGUGUCCGGCGCCAUAGCUCAAUCGUUCCAUUACUGCCACCAUCACUGCUACUCCCCCCCCCCCCCCCCCCCCCCCUCCAAAUUUCGGAACUAGUCAGAACGUACUGUUGUAUGUUUUCCUUCUCUUUAUUACUACUAUUAUUGUCGCAGUGUAAUUGUGUUGUUUUUGAUGCCCCUUUUUUUUCGGUGGGCAGAAGAACGCGCGUAGACGGUGUGCUUUACCCGAACUGUCUCUCGUGUGCCCCUUUCGUUUGUUUCUUUUAUGUGCCUUCUCGAUUGCGUGACUCAGCGUCGCCGCGUCAAACUUUCUCGACGCGCGUUUCAGGAAGUUGAGCUCUGUCGUGGCGGUCAAACAGUUCGACGACCGCUUAUUUCUUUUCCCCUCAAGUUUUGCGUUGUUAGGUGCGGGCACUUUUCAUUUUCUUGUUUGAUGGGUGCCCCAGUUGUGUUUUUAAGAAACAAAAAAAGGAAGUAACGCGUUAUAAAUAGUAUCUGUCAUUCAGCGCAGCGGCGGCCAUUGCGAGCCUGCCUCCCCGUCGCCUUCGUCGGCCGCUCGGCGCAAGCGAAGUUGUCCGCCGCGUUUCCCCGUUCUUGGUUUCCGAAGCAUAAAAUGAUCACUGCCAGUGUGAAUGUGACUAAGCGCAAACCAGCCUGUUCAUGACGCGACUGGGUUAGCAUAGUUUAUACGCCGUCUGACGACCGUUCGGCGCCGGUGCAACGGCACACCUGAGUGCAAAUUACGCUUCGUCGCGGGACCGUCGUUAGUGCCCGACGAUCCUGACGGGGAUUUUUUUUUUUAUUAAAUAGGAAAGAAAGUGAAGUUUGCGUAUUUGCCGCUUCCUUCUUUUUCUAACUUAUUGUACGGUACCUUUUUUUCCUUCGUUCGAUUCGCGUGCACCCGAGUCUUGCGAGCGUCCGCGGGGUACAGUAGGAGCCGACGCAAACACUGCCAGUUUACGAUUCCUCGGGCGCCCACUCGUCUUUCGUUCGGGUCAUGGGCGGUCGUCGUUUGCAACGCUCGUAGCCAAAGGCACCAUGCUCCGCUCUUUGUUUUUUGACGGGAGGCGGAGCGUAACGGGGGAACGGGAACUCGAGACUCGAAGGCCCGCACCCACAGACUCGCAAACGUCUGUGGGUGCGGGCCCCUAAAACAGUACAAAUUUUUCGCAGCUGCUGAAACCGAUCCGGCGUCGGUUACGCCGGUAGCCUACCCGCAGUCUUGACAACUGUGCAAACCGUCGACGAGACGCGGGUGCAAUUCCUAAAAUUGACGUCGAGGUUUCUUUUUUUUUUUCUUCUUUCCUCGUGGGGCACUUUUCACCUUGAGAAUUCUCGUUCCCCCCUUCUUGUUGUGGUCUGUUUUCGCGCCCAUCCUGUCGGGCGACACGUUGCUGGAGAGCGCUCGAAAAACGAUGCAAAUAUCUGCGCGUACGCGAGCGCUGCGGGGUUCGACGGAAACAUAGCGUAGGAAUUGUGUGGUUAGAUGAAAGGAACUUCGGCGUUUUUUUCUUUUCGGUUGAAUUGGUCUUGGUGACGGAAAGUGGAGUAAAAAAGCGAAGAUAAAAGGUCGAGAAGUUGCUUGUAUUUCAACGUGCGUCUUUCUGUGCAUUGCCGGCGGCGAUUAGAAUGUGCAGGUAGCGUUUUGCUCGCCGAUCCACAAACGAACGGUGGAGUGUGCAGAAGACGUGGCAAGCGUUCCUUCUGUCUAGAGGGACACGUUCCGGGUAUGCCUGGUCGGUACUUCCCCCUCGAUUUAGUGCUGCAAUCAAUUCCAUGUGUGUUGCCGACGGAAAGCUUUCAUGGAUUCCCCUCAGCAUCGCUGUAGGCAGAUUGACGAUGACGAUGCUUGUUUCGUUGGUGACGCGUAUGCCCUCUGGGGCCGUGUGUGUAAAGUGCAUGUUACCUCAAAGUGUUACAUGUUUGUUGAGAGAGUAAUUGCCAGACUGCGCGUUGUUGUAGCGGUGUAUCUUUCCCUUUUUUUUUUUUCGCACAGGAUAACUUUUUUUUUUUUGUGGAGACAAGCACAUGGGAAAGAGGAAAGCACUAUGGGCAUUUUUUGUCAAGGAUUUUUUUUUAUUCAGUUUUUGUGCGGUUUUGAGUUUUUCUUUUUAUACUUGUGCAACCGAGGAGGGGAAUUAGCUUUUGAGGCGCCUCCACUCUUGGGUGAACAGCAAUUGAGGACUCGUUUUAGCAUUUAUCGGCUCAAAGUCUGACCACAGCCAAAUACAGAAAUGCGCAAAACAUUUCCCGAACUUAGAAAGUACCAUGGCACAUUUCUGGCGUGCAGUUUAUUAGGCUUUUUGAAGGGAACAAGCACUUUCAACAUUAGCUGCAGUCAGUCUUUGGUGCAUGGUAGAUGGUAGACUUACAUGCCUACAUUUUUUGUUGACUAUAGGUUGUUGCAACUUAGGAAAAGCAGGACAAGCUUUUCUCACGAAGCGCCCCCACUCUUUCGACUUUAGCAGAGCAAACAUUGGAGAGGAGGCAAGUCUACUGUCGUCCUCUCUAGCAUUUACUCUGCUAAAGUGCAAAGAGUGAACGGUUUUCUGGGAGGAGCCCGUUUUUUUCUUAAUCUGCAACAGACUACAGGCGUACUGAAUGCUGCCUGGGGUGUUCAGCCAUUUCGACCAUAGAUUGCCGAUCGGGUCGAUCAGAGAUUGGACCUUGCCUCAUCUUUGCACAAGGAGCUUCUUUUUUUUUUUUUAUUAUUAUUAAUAUUAUUAUUGAGGCGAGUGUAAACAGGUUGUUUAUGUAAUGUUGUUUUGGUGACGCUUGUUUCCGGACCUUUUGGAGAGUUUUACAAUUCUUUUCUACCUGCAUUGCACGCGCACAAGUUACGCUCGUUCACAAUUCCGAAUCCCCGAGGAAAAGAAAAAAAAGACGCCUUACGGGUUGGGUUGCAGCGGGCCGGUUCAAAAGCCAAAAGAAUGGAGGAGGAGAAAAAAAAGAAAGGAGACAAGAAAGAAGCUGUUCUAGUUGGGUUUCUUUUCUUUCUUUUUGUUUUACCUUUUAGAAGCACUGCAACUGUUGCAUGUUGACCGGUUUGUUGUUGUUGACGUGGUUUUCAUUUUUUAGAGAUAUUUAUAAACAUGUACAGGAACACACACUUCUACGACGACUGCCGAAGACAUUUGUACCAUACCUCCGGACAUUCUUGUAACAAAAUCCACACUUCCAACUGUAGCAUUGGAAUUAAAAAGCCCCUCUUUUUUUUAAGUAA
Messenger RNA from Ixodes scapularis (black-legged tick), 9129 nucleotides. It is a transcript of the gene gpp, whose product is annotated as histone-lysine N-methyltransferase, H3 lysine-79 specific. Gene Ontology annotation, biological process: DNA damage checkpoint signaling; DNA repair; regulation of transcription regulatory region DNA binding. Gene Ontology annotation, cellular component: nucleus. NCBI's taxonomy places the organism in Eukaryota, Metazoa, Arthropoda, Arachnida, Ixodida, Ixodidae. Gene Ontology annotation, molecular function: histone H3K79 methyltransferase activity. The record is from RefSeq and is a predicted model, not a curated record.